Messenger RNA from Mercurialis annua (annual mercury), 1340 nucleotides. RefSeq names its product putative clathrin assembly protein At4g40080. Gene Ontology annotation, cellular component: clathrin-coated vesicle; clathrin-coated pit. Gene Ontology annotation, molecular function: clathrin heavy chain binding; 1-phosphatidylinositol binding; SNARE binding. The record is from RefSeq and is a predicted model, not a curated record. The transcript has 2 exons. Lineage: Eukaryota; Viridiplantae; Streptophyta; Magnoliopsida; Malpighiales; Euphorbiaceae. Gene Ontology annotation, biological process: clathrin-dependent endocytosis; vesicle budding from membrane; clathrin coat assembly. Bases 137 to 1165 code for a protein of 342 amino acids.
UUCAUUUUCCUAAUCUCUAUAUUUUCUCAUCACCAAACAGAAAAGAAAAAGAAAAAAACUAAUUAAGCAAAUCAUAAUCAAACCCACUAAUCUCUCUCUUUUAUGUUCAUUCAUCAGAAAUUAUACAAAUUUCCUGAUGAAACACGCAGCAAAUCUGAGACUGAGAGACAUAAUCGGAUUAAUCAAAGACAAAGCUUCUCAAAGCAAAGCCGCCAUUAUUUCUAAACCCAAAACUUUUUCUCUCAAAUUAUCCCUCCUCAGAGCAACCACCCAUGACCCUUUCACCCCACCAAAUUCAAAGCACAUCGAUACUAUUCUCUCUUACGGCCAUAGCUCACGCGCCACCGCUGCCGCCGCCAUCGAAGCGCUUAUGGACCGCCUUCAAUCGACUCAUGACUCGUCAGUAGCUAUCAAGUGCCUCAUAAUUGUUCAUCAUAUUAUAAAGCAUGGGAGUUUUAUUCUUCAGGAUCAGCUCUCUGUGUAUCCUUGUACUGGUGGAAGAAAUUACCUCAAGCUUUCAAGUUUUAGAGACAAUAUUACUCCAUUAACAUGGGAGUUAUCUUCAUGGGUUAGAUGGUAUGGAAGAUACCUUGAAAAUCUGUUAUCAACAUCAAGAACAUUGGGUUUUAUUCUUUGUUCAACUUCAAGCACAUCGGAGAAAGAUAAAGAAGAAGAGAAAGUUUCAGCACUAACAAACUCCGAUCUACUCAAAGAACUUGAUUCUUUAUCAAAUUUAAUGGAAGAAACGAGCAGAAGACCAGGUUCUUUGCAUUUGAAAGACAAUGAAUUAGUGGACCAGAUCAUAAGUUUGGUGGGUGAAGAUUACUUGUCGUCAAUAAACGAAAUCGCGGUACGAGUUGACGAGUUUAACCAAAGACUGAGUUGUUUGAGUUUUGCUGACUCGGUCGAGUUAGUAUGUGUUUUGAAAAGAUUAGAAGAUUGUAAAGACAAGGUUUUAGCCUUGUCUACAAGGAAGAAAGCAUUGGUUGAGGGAUUAUGGUGUUUGAUUAGUGAAAUGAAAGAAAAAGUUGGGAUUGGAAAACAAGGGGAUAGAGAAGAUGGAAGAUUGUUUCUUACCAUGGGAAGAAAUGAGUCGGCUCGGUUUACGGACCGAGUUUUAAGCUACGGUAACUCGGUUAUGUUUUCUUCUUUAAGAUUUGGAUAGAAUAAUGGAUGAGAAGUAUUGUUAGUAAAAGUUGGAGUGUUUGAGGUGUGAAUAGUUAGAUAAAUUUUUUGGUUGUCAAAAUUACUAGACAUUCUUUUGUCAACUAGUUCAUCUUGAAUUUUGAACUAUCAAUUGAAAACAUGACAAGUGGUAUAAUUAUUGAUUAUUUUAUUAA